Messenger RNA from Pelmatolapia mariae (spotted tilapia), 6887 nucleotides. It is a transcript of the gene epb41l2, whose product is annotated as erythrocyte membrane protein band 4.1 like 2. The record is from RefSeq and is a predicted model, not a curated record. NCBI's taxonomy places the organism in Eukaryota, Metazoa, Chordata, Actinopteri, Cichliformes, Cichlidae. Gene Ontology annotation, cellular component: plasma membrane; cytoskeleton. Gene Ontology annotation, molecular function: structural molecule activity; actin binding. Gene Ontology annotation, biological process: cortical actin cytoskeleton organization. The transcript has 25 exons. Bases 258 to 3581 code for a protein of 1107 amino acids.
UCUCUGAGCAAUCGUCCCGGGGGGAAGCAGAGCUCUGAGGGAAAGAGAGGAGAGGAUGUAGGAGAGAAAAUGGCAAUGACAGUUUGUAGGGCAGGCAUUUGCUAAGAGGUGGGAAGGGAAAGGAAAACGAAUAGUAGAACAGAGGCAGAAAAAGUAAAAGAAAGUGCAAACAGAGGGUAAACAGGACGUCAGAAGAAGGAAGAGAGUUGCAGGGGGGAAAGAAGGCAACAGAAACAACAGUAGGUUGAUUUGUCACCAUGACGACAGAAGCAGGCUCUGAGACGGAGGUGAAGGAGAAAGCUGAGGAGUCAGCCGCUGAGCCCGACCAAUCGGAGAAGGCUACGGAAGAUUCCCAGGAAGUAGCAAACGCUGAAGUAGAGGAGAAGGAAAAAGCAAAGGUGAAGGAAAAAGAGGGGAAGGAAGGCAAAGGAAUAUCUCGAUACCUGCCAACAUGGCUUAAGAAGCAGAAGUCUCAAAGCCAGACCUCCCCAACGAAGGAGGCCCCCCCUACAGAGGAACCUGUUAGCGAGGUGACACAGGAAGAGGAAGGGCCUGCCCCAGAAGUGAACGGUCACGCUGAGGAAGUAGAAGAGAAGGAGGAAGUCAAGUCUGAGCAAGUGAAGGAAAACGAAGCAGAAACUCAUUCCAACGCCAGUGCAGACACUGAGCCUGCCAAGGAAGAGAAGGUGGAAGAGAGUGCAGAGAAAAGUCCAGAAGAGACCAAGGAGACAACAGAGGGAGAAGGAGCAGAGGAGGAGACGAAGGAGAAGGAGGGAGCAGUGGAGGCUGAAGGGGAGGCAGGAGAAGGCCAGACCUCCAUUUUCCAGUCUCCUCUUCGUCUAGUGAGAAAGAACAAGAUGAAGUUGGUGGUGUGUCACGUGACCCUCCUGGAUGGGACUGACUUCACCUGCGAGGUGGAGAAACGUGCCAAGGGUCAGUACUUAUUCUUUAAGGUGUGUGAGCACCUUAAUCUACUGGAAAAAGACUACUUUGGCUUGACAUACAAGGAUAACCAUGACCAGAAGUGUUGGUUGGACCCCACUAAAGAAAUUAAAAGACAGAUACGCAGUAACAACUGGCAGUUUGCAUUCAACGUCAAGUUCUACCCUCCUGACCCAUCCCUCCUCACUGAAGACAUUACAAGGUACCUUUUGUGUCUGCAGCUCCGUGAAGAUGUGGCUUCUGGACGGCUGCCUUGCUCAUUUGUAACUCACGCUCUGCUGGGCUCAUACACGCUGCAGGCAGAAAUUGGCGACUAUGAACCUGACCAGCCUCGCCCUCUGGACUUCAUUAGUCAGUUGACCUUCGCACCAAAUCAGAACAAAGAAAUGGAGGAGAAGAUUCUUGAGCUCUACAAGUCCCACAGGGGAAUGACACCAGCACAGGCCGACACCCAGUUUCUUGAAAAUGCCAAGAAGCUGUCCAUGUACGGCGUGGACCUGCACCACGCUAAGGAUUCAGAGGGUGUGGACAUCAUGCUUGGUGUGUGUGCCAACGGACUCUUAGUCUAUAAAGACAGGCUUCGGAUAAAUCGCUUUGCUUGGCCCAAAAUACUCAAGAUUUCAUACAAGAGGAACAACUUCUACAUUAAAAUCAGACCAGGAGAGACGGAGCAGUUUGAGAGUACAGUGGGAUUCAAACUCCAGAAUCACCGAGCUGCCAAAAGGCUGUGGAAAGUCUGUGUGGAGAAUCACAGUUUCUUCAGGUUAAAUGCACCGGAGGCUCCUACCAAGGCCCGCUUUUUGACUCUGGGCUCAAAGUUUCGUUACAGCGGGCGAACUCAGGCCCAAACCCGCAUGGCCAGUUCCCUCAUAGACCGACCGGCACCCAGCUUUGAACGCACGUCAUCAAAACGCAUCAGCCGCAGUUUGGAUGGAGCACCAAUGAUCAGCAUAACUGAGGCUGGCAGGGAAUCAGCUGAGAACGGACGCGAGCCUCACCUGGAGCUCCACUCUGACUCAAAGGUUACGGUGGUGGACGUAAGCCCUGGCGAUGCAGAGGCCAUGCCCUCCCAGCACUCACCUGGAUCCAGUGAACUUGGCCCCCCUCAGGACCAUGAUAAGACCCAAGAAGAGGUUCUGAAACACCAAGCUAGCAUUAGCCAGCUAAAACGCUCCUUUAUGGAAGCUCCACCUCCCUCUCCUCCUCAGCCCAACCAGUGGGAGAAACGGCUCACCUCCUCUCCUGCUACGAUACGUUUGCAGCAGCAACAAGUGAGUCUUGCAGAGGAGAUAGCGUCAGUUCUUUUCAGUAGACACACUGACAUUGGACUUUAUUCGACUGCUAAGGCUGCCUGCAUUUUUCCUGAACCACCACUAGAUGCUGUUAAAACUACAAGUUCAGCUGCUACUUCUUCUUCCGCUGCUGUCUGCAGUUUUUCUGCACCACAAAGGCCUCUUGCAACCCUAUCUACUGCCCUCUCUGCCACUGAGGUCAGUGUGCCCCAAACAGAAGCAGCAACAGCUGAUAACACGAUCUCUGAUACCAAAGAACCCGCAAAGACAACCGAGGUUGAAAUCGAGGAAACUGUUGUCGUCCAAGAGAUUUCCAGAGCUCCCAAACCUGGACUUGUCACGGUUGCAGCCAGUACCCCUGCUGCUCCUUCUGCGGAGCAGGAAAUGAGGGAACAGGAAGUGGAAGUUCAAGAGGAAGCGGUGGUAGUUGAGGAAGCAAAGCCGAGGAAGGAAGAGAGCAUUUCAUCUGAGAGCGAGAGUGAAGAAGAAGCAGAGUACCAUCCAUAUCUCCCUGUGUCCAUCUCUCACACACAAAUACCUGAGGAGAAGGAAGAGGAAGAAGAGCAGGAGAAGCAAGAGGAAGAUAAGAUGCCAGAGCUACAGGUGUUGGCUUCAGAUGCUUCUUCUCUUCCAGCUGAAGUCAUCCAGCCUGCAGAAGAAACCCGUCGAGAAGAAGCGGAGUCCAGGAAGGAGGACGACACAGAGACAGAGAUGACAGCGAAUGCCGAGGAAGAGAAAGAAUUUGAGCGUGAGACUGAGGAGAGCACAGAUGAUCCGAUGGUGACGCCCGAUGAAGCUCCUAACGGCCUCACCCUGCCUGAGGAGGGUGUGACUGUAAUGGAUGCUCAUGCAGAGGAAGAGGAGGAGCCCAAAAUGAAUGGAGAGCCCACGCUCACUGAAGCAGAGCCGCUGCCACAGGUUAUUUGUUGCUCUGAGCCACCUGUGGUAAAGACAGAAAUGGUGACUAUAUCAGACACGUUUGCAGCCCAGAAAACCGAGAUAGCCACUAAAGAGGUGCCCAUCGUACAUACGGAAACCAAGACCAUCACAUACGAGGCUGCGCAGUUGGAUGGUAAUGGUGAUGGUGAGCCUGGAGUGUUGAUGACUGCUCAGACAAUCACCUCUGAAUCUUUGUGUACUACAACAACCACACAUAUUACCAAGACGCUAAAGGGCGGUCUAUCAGAGACGAGGAUUGAAAAACGCAUCGUCAUUACUGGAGACUGUGACAUCGACCAUGACCAGGCACUGGCUCAGGCCAUUAAGGAGGCCAAAGAGCAACAUCCUGACAUGUCUGUUACCAGAGUGGUGGUUCAUAAAGAAACUGAGCUGGCUGAGGAGGAUUGACUGAACUCAGAGCUGAAGGGCCCGUCGUGACUGUUUUUUCUCUGUCGAACGACCUUCAUCAUGACUGACGGGAGAGGAGGAGGAGGAGAAGAAGAGGAGCUUAAAGAACAGGGAGAGAAGGGUUUGACAAAUGGACCGAAGUUGCCACUCUCUUCCUUUCUUAUUGUCUGUGGUGCGAUCUAAAUCCCUCACUGCAAAACCAAGAAAAAGAAAAAAAAAUCUCUCAUUGUUUCUGAGGGAACAAAAAGAACCACUUUGUUAGCAUAACAAUUGUAGCUUUUUAUUUUUUUUUUAGUUGUGCUUUUUCUGUAACUGUUUUAUAAACAGAUGAUAGCAUGUCUGUCUUCUAUCACAAAGAUGAAACUAGGGAUACACUGAUAACCAAUCUGGAUGAAACCGUAUCCUUGCAUUGAUCAUUUUGUACCAGUACCGAUGACCUUCAGCUAAAGUUUCUUACAAAAACAGCACGCUGAGAUGCUCAAGUAGAGAAAGCUUUUUAUCAUAACAGUGAGGUUACGCACCUGUACUUGGGUUCCGGUGCAUUGGCAUAGAAAGGUAACUUGUUAAAUUACAGCUCCCCCUCUUGCUUCAUGGUGAUGUAAAUGGAGAGUAAUAUAGUUUAUAAGGAACAUGAAGGAAACAGGGUGUCACAACUUGGUCUGCUCUUUUUUUUUUUUUCUAAUUAGUAUAACACACUCACUCCCACAUAUUCACAGGUGAAUGGUAGAAACGUUGCACCUCACAUUAUCACUUCUACUUCCUGAUCAUUAGAGAAGAGCGGGAGCUGUAACUUUAACAUCUGCAGGAGAGUCAUCCAGGUUUUUUUUGGUUCUGUUAUUUCUUUUUUUUCCCUGUAUAGUUAUUAUUCAUCCACAUUCCUUGUGUGUGACUAGCAGCCGAGUGAGUCCAUUUUCAGUUCAAUUCACUUUUUUUGCUAAACUGGAAGAAGAGACGGGUUUUGAACAUUUUAAAUAGGGUCGGCGAGCUUCAGUAGUAGUUCGAAAAUGUAGGUGGAAUAAAUUCCAUUAAUUUUACAGUUUUAAAAUCCUUUUUUUUUUAAGCUAAACUGAAGGUGGAUUUGAACUGAAAAUGACAACUUCUGCACAGUAAAAAUGAAGGUUAUCAAUGGGAGCAGCUUUUCACUCCCCGGGCUCGUCCACUGUACGACACUAACCAUUCCCGCUGGGCCUGAGGGGGAGCGAGGGAGACAUAAACUGACUUUGGAUUGGGAGACCGGAGCUGUAAAGUGAAGGAUAAUUGGGAGAUUGCCCGAUAAGUACCAGGGAAUAAAAGAGAAUUUGAAUAAUAAUGCAUGUUUUCUUGCAUCCCACAGUGAAGUAUUUUAAUAUUCUGAAGGCUUAAUGCAUAAUGCAAAAUUAAUACUGCUAUUUAAAUUAUUCAGAAUGAGUUUUGUGCUCCAACUAGCACAGGUACCAAAAUGAGAACGACUUGAAAGCAGCUCAGACUCAAAUUAAUGCAGCCUGCUAACUCUGCCAAGGAGCCAGUUUGCCGUCGUAGUUCAGCUCAGUUCAUCGCCGGCUUCUUUUCAUACCUGCUUGAUAUGAUAGAGUAUGGGAUUAAAUUCAGCAUGUCUUCACGCAGUUUAAUCUUCCAGGAGUCUCGAGUGAGUCUAGGUAGGACGCUGCCACGUCGAUUGGUUUGAGAGCGUGUGGACUAUCUCUGCUCAUACAGCGCGUCGGGCUGCUUUGUAACUGUUUCACUACAGCUAAACAUUUCUCUGCAUUUUUUUUUUUGUUUUUAUUUUGGUUACAUUUCAUUCAGCCGAUUUCCACGUUGUUCGCCACAAAAAAACGCAACGCUCUGAAUCUGUCACCACACUUCAAACUGAGGCAAAAAAAAAAAAAAAAGUUACAACGCACCAGCCAAAAUGCAGCUUAAAGGGAAGUGUAUCAGAGGGUUUGAAGUGCUCUUGAAACCCCUAAAUGGAAACUCAUUAUGUUUUAUUAAUUUUCUGUCCUUUUACUCUGCAAAAAAACAAAAAAAGAAAGUGAACUAAAUUGUAGCUUUGUGUAAAUAUUGGGGGCAUUAAAUGUGCUAGGUGCUUGGUCUCAUGCAUUUACUUUGACACGGAUUUUUAGCAUAAGCAGCAAAAAGGCAAAGUCAUGUUCUCCUGAAAUUUAACUGAUUCUAAGUGAAGGAGUGCCACUGAUUUAGUAUAACAAACAUUCCACCUUAGACUGGUCUGGAUUAAUCUACGUCUCCCUCUUUGACUGGACGUGUUUUAAACGGGAGACAAAAGGAUAUUUUAUUUCAUUUUUAGAAAUAAAAAAGGAAGAAAAAACUGCUAAUCAGCUUUUUAACUUGAUGAGUAAUCACUGCCCAAUUUGACCCAUUUUAAAACUUUUGUAGUUAAGCGUGCUCAUCAGACUGAGAGCUGAAGCUUUUUUAAAAUCAGGAAACGCAGGUCUGAGCUCUACUAUGCAGUUAAAUGACAUUCCACGAGGGGGAAGCUUUAACCUCGAACCCUCUUGUAAAGAGACAAAGCAGCAGAAAAGCAUUUUUUUUUCUUUAUAAAAAUGUAAACCGUGCAACACUAGGCAGCUUUGGAAGCUUUUGAUGUUCCAAAAAACAAACAAACAGAAAAAAAGCCUUUGGUAAUAUCACAGUGACCACAUUUGUAGAUUUUUCUUUUUCAUAAUUUCUCAUCUUUUCUCUGUGAUCUAGUUGUUUAAAGGUGGGAUUUCUUGUUCCCCCUCCAUCUUGCAUAUUUGUAAAAUUGUUGCAGUGUCGUUGUUUUUUUUGAAAACCACUACAAAUGGAAAUUUCUGCCACUGUUUUCCUUUUUGUACGUUUAGCCCCAGCUUUUACCGCUUUUCCGGGUUCUUCUGGGCUCUCUUAACCAAUCACAUGAGCUUUGAGGCUGCGGAAUCGGAUUUUCCCAAAUGUGUCAUGUUACGUUAGGUUACACCAAGAAAGGUUUUACCAACCACGACGCCUGUGAAUCCACAUCAGAGAACGUUAAAUCUACAUGGUGUCAUAGCAGGUUAUAAUUGGAGGAUCCUCUGAACACUUAAAUCUCAGGCUUUGUUUCACACUCUGGAGAAACGGGAAACCAGCACAGUUUUUAUAUUUUAUUAAUAAAAUAAAACUCACACAAACAAAGGAAACCUUAAAGAAACUCAUUUUGGAAAACCUACCAGCUGCCUCAUUGCUCUUUGUUAGCUAACCAGUGAUCACCAGUAGGGUUUUUUCUGUCUAGCAGCUUAAAUGUCUUGUAUCUCCCCCCACACAGCCACUCCUCCCCCCCUGUGUAACACUGUUUAAAUAAAGGAUUGUUAUACUCGC